AUGGAAACUUUGAGUCAUUUCUUUGUGUUCAUGUCUCUGUUCUCCGGUUUAGUUUCAGGAUUUGGUCUGCAAAAUCUUCCAAUCACAUCGUUUGAAGAAGGUUACACACAACUUUUCGGUGACAAGAACUUGAUUGUUCAUAAAGAUGGCAAAUCUAUCCGGUUAACACUCGAUGAAAGAACCGGUUCUGGGUUUGUUUCAAAUGAUCUUUACUUGCAUGGAUUCUUCAGUGCUUCAAUUAAAUUACCUUCUGAUUAUUCAGCUGGUGUUGUUGUUGCCUUUUAUAUGUCAAAUGGAGAUAUGUAUGAGAAGAAUCAUGAUGAGAUAGAUUUUGAGUUUCUUGGUAAUAUUAGAGGCAAAGAAUGGAGGAUUCAGACAAAUAUUUAUGGUAAUGGAAGUACUCAUUUGGGAAGAGAAGAGAGAUAUAAUCUUUGGUUUGAUCCUACUGAAGAUUAUCAUCAAUACAGUAUCCUCUGGUCUGAUUCUCACAUCAUAUUCUAUGUAGAUAAUGUUCCGAUCAGGGAGGUUAAGCGAACGGCGUCUAUGGGCGGUGACUUUCCAUCAAAGCCGAUGUCGCUCUACACAACAAUAUGGGACGGUUCUAAAUGGGCGACUAAUGGUGGCAAGUACGGUGUGAACUACAAAUAUGCGCCUUACAUUGCGCGGUUCUCUGAUUUGAUCCUUCAUGGCUGCGCUGUGGACCCAAUUGAGCAGUUUCCGAAGUGCGAUGAAGGUGCGGUCGAGGAUAUCCGUGCGAUGCAGGAGAUUACGCCGUCACAGAGGGGUAAAAUGGACAUAUUCAGGCGGAAACACAUGACUUACUCGUAUUGCUAUGAUCGGACGAGGUACAAUGUUGCUUUGCCGGAGUGCGUGGUGAAUCCCACAGAGGCUAAACGGCUUAGGGUUUACGAUCCGGUCACGUUUGGCGGAAUCCCGAGGCGCCACCGCAACGGGAAGCACCGGAGCAAGAGAAGCCGGAUUGAUGGAACAGAGUCCAUAUGA
Messenger RNA from Arabis nemorensis, 1002 nucleotides. The record is from the annotation of a GenBank genome assembly. NCBI's taxonomy places the organism in Eukaryota, Viridiplantae, Streptophyta, Magnoliopsida, Brassicales, Brassicaceae.